UUAUAUACUCUCUUUCUCUUCUUUCUAUAAAAAAUGAAUAACGAUACUAUUAAUACUGACAGACCUUUGAUUGUUGGACCAAAAGAACUUGAAGCACCUUAUCCUAUCUCUGUCUCGGGGACUGUUGUAAAAGGGUUUGGACGUGGGUCAAAGGAAUUGGGUAUUCCUACAGCCAACUUGAAUGAAGAGGCGUUAAAUGAAAUGUUUAACGAGUGUGAAACUGGUGUUUAUUACGGCUGGUCCCAAGUAGGAGAUCAAGAUUCGACUGUUUAUCCUAUGGUCAUGAGUUUGGGUUGGAAUCCUUAUUACAAGAAUGAAAAGAGAUCUGCUGAAGUCCAUAUUCUUCAUGAAUUUGAAUCUGACUUUUAUGGUGAAUCUAUCCGUAUCAUAGUAGUAGGCUAUAUUCGUCCUGAACAAAAUUAUCCUUCUCUUGACGCUCUUAUUCGUGAUAUCAAGACAGAUAUUGAAGUCGCCAAACACUCACUAAAGCGUGAAGCCUACGAGGCUAUUCGUGAUGAUUCUCUCUUUAAAAAGAGUGAAUGAAAAGGAGAGUAAUAAUAGACUUGAAAAAAAAAUAAGCAAAAAUUAAAUUCUAGAAACUAAGCAGAGCAUGAGAUACAUAAGUAGUAUUUGCAUUAGGUUAUCAGAAAGAGCAGAGAAUAGAAGGGAAAUAAAAGAGAAAUAAAUUAGUAAUAGACAUUAACCAGUCUAUGUAUAUGAGGAG
This is a messenger RNA of Gilbertella persicaria, 724 nucleotides long. RefSeq lists its product as uncharacterized. NCBI's taxonomy places the organism in Eukaryota, Fungi, Mucoromycota, Mucoromycetes, Mucorales, Choanephoraceae. The record is from RefSeq and is a predicted model, not a curated record. The transcript has 4 exons. Gene Ontology annotation, cellular component: mitochondrion. Bases 34 to 543 code for a protein of 169 amino acids. Gene Ontology annotation, biological process: FMN biosynthetic process; riboflavin biosynthetic process. Gene Ontology annotation, molecular function: riboflavin kinase activity.